AUGGGAAAAAUCGAGCAGGAUAAACGAGCGCUGGAGAAGUCGAUGCGCGAUUUCCACAAGGAUGAAGAAAGGGCUUGGAAGAAAAGACUCAGGGCACUCGAACAAAGGUUCCUCGAAGAGCUAGCAACUAAAGGAAAAGAGCUACGCGACAUGGAGGAGUCACUUGCAGAAAUACGCAAGGACAGAACUCGACGUGCCAAAGAGUCCCAGAAGAUAAAGCUUGAAUUAGAAAGAUACGAGCAAGAGAUUGAUAAUACUUGUGGAGAGGUUAUCCACGCCCAUAACACCUAUCAAAGGCUACGUGAGCAGAAGGGGAGCCUGUUCAAUGGCGCGACCAAUGGUAUUGCCUCAGGCCUAGCAUCUAGCAUCAUAUCUGCAGCGCUCGACGGUGGACUCCUUUGCACAAACUUAUAG
Molecule: messenger RNA, 414 nt
Organism: Penicillium robsamsonii
Lineage: Eukaryota; Fungi; Ascomycota; Eurotiomycetes; Eurotiales; Aspergillaceae
Exons: 2
Coding region: 1-414 (137 amino acids)
Source: RefSeq, a predicted model, not a curated record